Molecule: messenger RNA, 2171 nt
Organism: Rhizopus microsporus ATCC 52813
Lineage: Eukaryota; Fungi; Mucoromycota; Mucoromycetes; Mucorales; Rhizopodaceae
Product: p53-like transcription factor
Exons: 2
Coding region: 142-1758 (538 amino acids)
Biological process (GO): positive regulation of transcription by RNA polymerase II; meiotic cell cycle
Cellular component (GO): nuclear chromosome
Molecular function (GO): DNA-binding transcription factor activity; DNA binding
Source: RefSeq, a predicted model, not a curated record
CUCCGAACAGGUAUGUAACAUUCACCAUAAAACUGUGUUGCGUUUCACAUUAUAAAAAUAUUAUUUUUGACAUUUUUAUUCUUUGUGUAUUUUCUUUCUUUUUUUUUUUCUUUUCUCUCUUUUCGCCAUCUCAGUUCCCUCAUGUCGUCACAACCAAAUACACCUCAGCCUACAGCUACCCCACCUCCUCCUACAGGUGUCAGUCAAGAUCUAAGUUCUAAUACAGCAAAUAACCAUUACCCUCCUUCACCACCACUGCCCCUGGAAACUCAAAAAUACGAUGUGGUUACACCAACCCAACCACCACCAAGAAGAAGUCGUAAAGAAUCUUAUACGGAUCAUUGCCCGUCAUUUGGUCCUGUAGCUUAUAUGCAAAAUGUAUUUGCUAUAGACAGACAUACAUGCAUCGAUGUUCGUCUUUACACUAAAGUCGACCGUGGAUUCUUUUUAGCAGAUAACGAUUGGACUUGUUACCGUAGAAACUAUUUCCAAGUCAGUGGUUCCUUCUCUUUGGAAGGUAUUGGUGUGCUAUAUGAAGGGCAGGAAUAUCCUUGUUAUGUCAAGGACUCAACUGGUCAGCUUGAAGAAAUCAAUUGUUUCAUGUUGGGCGUCAGCGCGAAAUUAUCCGAUUGUGAUAAGGCCAUUCAGUUAAUUCAACACACGCCCAAGAGAGACAAAGGCCCUCAGACCACACCCACGCCCAAGCCUAUUCGCCCAGGUGGAAAUCUUGGCUUUAGCGCCGUGGGUUCCGGACAAACUAUUGUGACUUUUGAACGUUUGCAAUUUAAAACAGCUACUGCCAAUAAUGGCAAAAGACGAGCUGCUCAGCAAUAUUAUGUGAUCGUGAUGGAACUGUUGGCUAAAUUAAAGAAUGGUAAUACGGUGACAGUAGCAUCUACUACUUCUUCUCCUCUCGUCGUUCGUGGUAGAAGUCCUGGUCACUAUGCCGAGACAGAUGGUGCAAUUAGACAGCCUCGUUUGAUGACUACAGCAUCAACUGGUGAUAUCCAUCAACCUUCCUCUUCUUCCGGCCCUGCUACCCCCAACGGCGGUAUUCACUACGGUCGUUCCCAAGGAACAAAUAAUAGCAGUGUAUAUGCUGGUCAUAAUUCAGAAAUGUUUCAACCUCACGAGUACAUUUCAUACGAGUACCACAACUAUUCUAACUAUGGACAUAUGGCACCACCUCCUACUUCUGCAGCUACAGGCGCUUCGACAGCACCUACUACACCCAUGUCUCAUCCUCAUUCAUACCCUGGAACACCUCACCACCCUAUGGUUGCCCCACAACCUUCACAGCAUUAUUUCUCAGGACCUCAUGACCGAACACAUUCUGCUGCUUCCACAGAAACAUACCCUAAUCAUCAUAAUAAUGAUUAUAAUGAAAACGGUAGUCAUCAUCAUAUCAAAGAGGAGGUGCAACAACAACAGCAGCAACAGCAGCAACAACACCAUCAUUCUUCUCCUUAUUAUUGGCAGAGAAGCGAGGAGCACCACGCUCCUCCCCCUUCCGCACAAGACAAUUGGAGCAGAAUGAGAAUGGCUUCUAAUAACAGUGCACACUCGAGUAUAGAUCACUCUCAGCACGGAUCACCUUAUAUGAGUCACCCUCAUCAUCCUCCACCUGGACCUGCGGCUCAUGAUCACCCUUAUUACUCUCAUCCUUAUGGACAUUCUCCGGCAUCUUAUAACCAUCAAGGGUAUGCAUAUAUAUGCACUUAUAAACACGCGCAAACAAUUUUUUUAACCGAUUUAUAAUAGUCUGCCACCACCACCUCCAUCAGUGACUCCAGAUCAUUAUCCUGGUUAUAACCACCAUUAUGAGUGGCAAUCAAGGCCAAAAUACAAUAGUGGUCCUAUUUAUCCUCAUAACUCGUCCUAUGACCCAGAGAACAGAAGACACGAUUACACUACUGAGAGACAUCCAUCUGAACAACAGCAGCAGCCUAACGCCAUGCCUUCGUUGAAUAGAGAAAGUGUAGCAAAAUAACUUUCCCCUUUUUUUUAAUAAUUAAACCAGAACCCUUUUCUUUUCUUUUUCCCUUCUUUUAUGCAUUGAUCUAUCAGUGACACAAUUGGUUUUACCCUUGUCAAACUUGUUACACGACGCACAUCAUUUCCAAAAAGUGAUAUUACAGGUCGUAGGCAGCAUUACGGGCGCUACAUUCAGG